AUAUCGUCCAUAAGAACGCCUCGGAAUUUUUCCACGCCUUCCUCGUUCGGAAAAGAGUGCGAGGGAGAUCUUGUGGUGAUGGCUUCCAUGGCGUCACCGACCACGUUCUGUUGCCGCGUGAAUUACGAUAAAUGUCGGAAAAAACUUCGCUCAAGUUUUCAUCCUGUUGCCGCGUCUCAACCAGAGGCUUCCGAAGACAAACCGGCGAAGCUAAUUGGUCGACGACAAAUAGUACUGAGGAGCAGCGAAUUAGCUACAAUCGGGGCCAUUUUACAGUUGAGUGGGAAGAAGCCAGAGUAUCUCGGGGUACAGAAGAACCAGAGAUUAGCUCUCUGUCCUGCUACAGACAACUGCAUAUCCACCUCGGAGAAUGUCGGUGACCGCGUCCAUUACGCCCCGCCUUGGGACUAUAAUGGAGGAAGGAAAACGCCUGUGACCAGAGAAGUCGCAAUGAAGGAGCUUCUUGAUGUUAUCAACUCGACAAGGCCGGACAAAUUUACUCCUCGUGUGGUGGAGAGGAAGGACGGCUAUGUGCAUGUAGAAUACCAAAGUCCAUUAUUAGGGCUUGUAGAUGAUGUGGAGUUCUGGUUUCCUCCGGGGAACAAGAACUCGACAGUGGAAUAUAGAUCAGCAUCCCGCAAGGGAAACUUCGAUUUUGAUGUCAACAGGAAGAGAAUAAAGGCUUUGCGACAAGAGUUGGAGAAGAAAGGAUGGGCUUCUCAGACCGGCUUCUGAUGUCAACAUGACAAAGAAUACGUUCAAGAUUCAUGUCUCUGUCUCGUCUUGUUUGUUUGAUUCUGCAGAUGUUUAAUGGCAACAAUCUUCAUAAACUGCAAGACGAUCAAUUCUUGCAACAUGAUUAAAUUGUAACA
Molecule: messenger RNA, 872 nt
Organism: Tarenaya hassleriana
Lineage: Eukaryota; Viridiplantae; Streptophyta; Magnoliopsida; Brassicales; Cleomaceae
Exons: 7
Coding region: 79-735 (218 amino acids)
Source: RefSeq, a predicted model, not a curated record